AUGUAUAGCAUGAUGAUGGAGACGGACUUGCAUUCCCCUGGACCCCAAACAAAUACAAAUUCGGGACACACGGGAUCAAAUAAUGGGAGCAAGGUCAACCAAGACCGUGUAAAGAGACCGAUGAACGCUUUCAUGGUCUGGUCCAGGGGCCAGCGGCGGAAGAUGGCUCAGGAGAACCCUAAAAUGCAUAACUCGGAGAUCAGUAAGAGGCUUGGCGCUGAGUGGAAGGUCAUGUCAGAAGCAGAGAAGCGACCGUUCAUUGACGAGGCGAAGAGGUUACGUGCUAUGCAUAUGAAGGAGCACCCGGAUUACAAGUACAGACCUAGGAGGAAGACCAAAACACUACUCAAAAAGGACAAAUAUUCCUUGGCUGGUGGCCUGCUUUCCGGCUCGGGAGGUGGAGGCGGCGUGGGUCUGGGUGUCGGAAUGAGUCCAGCGGGGGUAGGACAGCGCUUAGAGAGUCCCGGGAGUCAUGGAGGCAGCGCCACGGCCAGCUACGCACAUAUGAACGGCUGGGCCAACGGUGCAUACUCGGGACAGGUGGCAGCAGCCGCAGCGGCUGCCGCGAUGAUGCAAGAAGCUCAACUUGCGUACAGUCAGCACCCCGGCAGUGGGGCUCAUCACCACCACAGUCACCACCACCAUCCGCACAAUCCUCAGCCCAUGCACCGCUACGAUAUGACAGCCCUCCAGUACAGCCCCAUCUCAAAUUCUCAGAGCUACAUGAGCGCCUCGCCAUCUGGUUAUGGAGGAAUAUCCUACACGCAGCAUCAGAACUCGAGCGUGCCUUCCUCGGGGGGUAUUGGCACGCUGGGAUCUCUGGUGAAAUCAGAGCCAAGUGUAAGCCCUCCAGUUUCAACUCACUCUCGCGCCCCAUGUCCCGGAGACUUGCGGGAAAUGAUAAGCAUGUACUUACCGACGGCGGAAGCAGGAGACCCGUCAGUUCAAAGUAGACUUCACGCCUUGCCACAACAUUAUCAAAGUUCUACGACAGGGGUAAACGGGACCGUUCCUUUGACACAUAUUUAA
Molecule: messenger RNA, 1029 nt
Organism: Chanos chanos (milkfish)
Lineage: Eukaryota; Metazoa; Chordata; Actinopteri; Gonorynchiformes; Chanidae
Gene: sox1b
Product: SRY-box transcription factor 1b
Exons: 1
Coding region: 1-1029 (342 amino acids)
Biological process (GO): neuron differentiation; brain development; positive regulation of transcription by RNA polymerase II
Cellular component (GO): nucleus
Molecular function (GO): DNA-binding transcription activator activity, RNA polymerase II-specific; RNA polymerase II cis-regulatory region sequence-specific DNA binding
Source: RefSeq, a predicted model, not a curated record